AUGAACGUUGCACGGGCGAGACGGCGUGGAAUGGCGACUGCGGCUGUGUGCUCGAUGCGAACAAUGUACACGUCGCAGUUGCCGGGGAGAUGUUUGAGGAGUGCUCGGGGCAGGCCUUGGCUAAGACGUGUUUUUCAAAGAACGGGUGGAGCGACAUCUUUGGAUCGGAGAGUGGGGCUAGACCUUGUCCAGACAGAUAGAGAAGUGGAUAGGGUGGUGUGA
This is a messenger RNA of Fulvia fulva, 222 nucleotides long. RefSeq lists its product as uncharacterized. Bases 1 to 222 code for a protein of 73 amino acids. NCBI's taxonomy places the organism in Eukaryota, Fungi, Ascomycota, Dothideomycetes, Mycosphaerellales, Mycosphaerellaceae. The record is from RefSeq and is a predicted model, not a curated record. The transcript has a single exon.